AUGGUGUCGAGUCACGAUACAGAAGUGGAUGGAAUCACUGCAUUCUCGACAUCGCCUGCGACGUCUUAUCGCUACAUCCUCCGACUCAAAGACGACAAAUUGAGUAUUUGGAUGGAAGAUCGAACCAGCAAAAAGCAAUGGAGCAAGAGUGGGGUGACCAAAGAAGAUUACGUGACAUCGGCCAAUGCAAUUUCAGAUGCAUCGGCAAACGAUUACUUGAAGCUGUUCCAAAACGCACUUGAUGGUGAACCGGAUGAAUCGAGCGAUGCCCAGUGCACGUUGGAAGUGCUGAGUGGGGAUGCUUGUCAACUGGUGGUUAGCGUCAAGUUUCGCAUCCUACGCUCACUUCAACAAAAAAAUGGCACAACUAAAAAGCUGCAGUGGAGCGAUCCCGAUUCGGACAACUUCACGUUGGAUCAUGGAACUGGCGAGAUCUCGAUUCGUCAACCUGGAGCUUACAGCAUUACAGUUGUUGUGAAGACUGGCUCAAAUCAAGGCAUCUCUAUUCGGAAGAACGAAGAGUGCAUCUAUUCGGGCUCGAAUUCUGGCUACCAUAAUUCCUUGACUGCUAGCACCAUUGCCCGGUUUGAUGCGAACGACAGACUGGCUGUUACCGUCAACACUUUGACUGGCACUUCUCACCUGUUAAUCGAGCAAAUUGGGCGCUGA
Messenger RNA from Peronospora matthiolae, 669 nucleotides. The record is from the annotation of a GenBank genome assembly. NCBI's taxonomy places the organism in Eukaryota, Oomycota, Peronosporomycetes, Peronosporales, Peronosporaceae.